This is a messenger RNA of Aspergillus ibericus CBS 121593, 1147 nucleotides long. Its product is annotated as putative pre-RNA splicing factor Srp2. The record is from RefSeq and is a predicted model, not a curated record. Bases 193 to 1098 code for a protein of 301 amino acids. The transcript has 7 exons. Gene Ontology annotation, molecular function: mRNA binding. Gene Ontology annotation, cellular component: cytoplasm; nucleus; ribonucleoprotein complex. Lineage: Eukaryota; Fungi; Ascomycota; Eurotiomycetes; Eurotiales; Aspergillaceae.
AUCACUUGAUUCCAUUCCCAGGACUCCGACCCAUUUGACUAUUCAGGCCCUGUUUCCAUCGGUCGCCGUGCCGUCAUUGAUCUGGAUAUCCCCCCCGAGGCCAGACGUGUUGACUGAUUUGACUGUUACCCGCCGAGGCUUAAUCGUCAACCAUUGUGCGCGCUUCUAGUACUACUACUACCACCAGCCACCAUGACUGAAGUCUCGUCCACCCGACUCUAUCUCGGGAAUCUCCCCCGCAAUGUGACCAAACAGGAUAUCGAGGAGCAUUUCAGCACCCAUGGUUCCGGAAAGAUCACAGAGAUCAAACUUAUGAAUGGCUUCGGCUUUAUCGAAUACGAGGAUGCAAUGGAUGCCAGAGAUGUCGUACCCGCCUUCCACGGUAGUGAUUUCAAAGGCGAGCGGCUCACCGUGCAGUUUGCCCGUGGACCGCGCCGCAAGGAGAAUUUUCCUGGCCCAAUGGACCGUCCUAACAUGCCACGCCCGCGUCGCACAAUCUUUCGCAUGUUGGUUUCUGGACUCCCGGAAACAAGUUGGCAGGAUCUCAAAGAUUUUGCGCGCCAAUCCGGCUUGGAUGUGGUUUAUUCCGAAACCGGUCGUGAACUCGGCAGAGGGUUCGUUGAGUUUGAGACCGCAAACGAUUUGAAGACUGCCAUCGAGAAGCUGGAUGGACGCGAAUUCAAAGGCUCUCGCGUGACUUGCAUCGCCGAUAUCCAAACCCACCCGGAUGACCGUGCGAUGCGCGAUCCCUACCGGUCUCGGUCCCCGCGUCGGAGCUACCCCCCUAUGGAAGAGUACGACCGUCGAUUCCCUGCCCCGCGUGGUUACAGUCCCCGGGCUCACUAUCGGGAACGGUCCCCUGUGCCAAUCCGAAGGGAAUACUAUGACCGGGAUGGAUAUGGACGCCGUACUCCUCCUCGUCCUCGGAUGGAAGACUACCCUCCGCCACGCCGUCCCUAUGAUGACCCCUAUGAUGUCCGACCUCCCCCCCCUCCUCGCCAUUAUGAAGACCCGUACGCCCCUCCCAGGCCCUAUGGACGUCCUCGGAGCCCGCCCCGGGGCGAGUACAUGCCUUACGACCGCCGCGGUUACUGGUAGUCGCCUGUAAUUAGUUAAUUGGUUGUGUUCCACUCAGCGCAUGGCGGAU